AUGGUUGAUGCGGUGUCGUUGUAUGCAAAGAACAGUGCAGUGGAUGCAUUCGGAAAUUGUGCACUACUGAAUACAGAAGGAGGCGAUACUGCAACGAAUCAAAUAACGAGUUCGCCAGUGCAACGUGAUGGUAAUGGAACCGAUGAAGAGGAUACAUGUACGAAAAACGCGUCGAAUCCAUCUGAAGAUGAUAGCGAUGAGAGGAUUGAUAAUAAAGAUGAGAGUGGCAUGAAAAGGAAACGUGUGGAUAAGCGCAAAGACGAGCAUUCAUCACGCAAGUUGUCAGAUGAGGUUGCGACUUCGAGUGAUACGAAUGCAAAACGAAACGAU
Molecule: messenger RNA, 330 nt
Organism: Anisakis simplex (herring worm)
Lineage: Eukaryota; Metazoa; Nematoda; Chromadorea; Rhabditida; Anisakidae
Source: the annotation of a GenBank genome assembly